CUUUUUAAUCCUAGUUUCUUCUUCUUCGGUUAACUCUCAUCUCUCUUGUAUAUUUACGUUAAACGUUCGAUACUAAACAUUUGCUUAUCAUCCGUACUUUCUCGAGGCAAUUUGUAAAUUUGCCGUUUCUAAUAUCACCUUCGUCGAUAUAUUCUAUGUUUCGAGUUCAUUUCACAAAAAUGUAUCUGCUCUCGAUUUCGUUGGUUUUCAGAGAAGCGUUUGAAAGAAUUACGAUCGCAGAAGAAUACCGACGAAUUUUAAUGCCAUUCACGAUACUUACCACUGGAAACUCUAUCACACCAUUAUAACCUUUUUACGAAUUCUCAUAAAGGCGAAGCCACCGUGACGUUUGACCAAUAGCAACGCUAAAAAGUCUCCAGCAGUCGUGAAACUACUAUAAAUUCUAUUAUAUACAUAAUCAAUUUGUACACGUUGAUUUUAUACACUUCGUACAUCGUUUAAAACGAAUGUUUAAAACGAAUGUAUAAACACUUUGUGUAAGAUUAAAGAUUUUAUAAGAUUAACGCUCGUUUCGAUGAGAACGAGCCGUAAAUCAAACUUUUACCACACACUUAUUACCUUAUUUCUUUGCAUUUUUUCAAACAGGUGUGAACGUGAUAGGCAGUGGAAUUUAAUUUCAUCGUGUAAAUUAAUCUUUCAUUGGGAAUGACUUAUAAACGUAAAAAAUAUCACAGGGGGGACACACAUUUAAAAAGAGGUUGGCGAACUAAAAGAAGAACGAAAGAUUUGGACGAGAUCGAUGAAGAUUUGAAUGACAAAAAUGCAGAGAGGCUAUUAAAUCAGAAAGUAGACUUGGAUAAACCCGGAGCAGGUCAAUACUACUGUAUUCAUUGCGCGAGAUACUUUAUAAAUGAUAUCGCUUUAAGCGAUCAUUUUACGACAAAAGUUCAUAAACGAAGACUGAAAGCUCUUGAACUGGAGCCGUAUUCCAUCGAGGAAUCGGAAAGGGCAGCUGGCAAAGGAAGUUAUAUCGCUCCACAAAAGAGAAAGAUCGAGACGAUAAGUCGUGACAGUUGCAAAAUGGACGUUGAGUCGGGUAUUCCACCAAAAACUAAAAUACCAAAAGUGGAUGCAUAGAAAUUAGCUUUUUUAUAAACGAAAUUUGUUUUCGAGAAAC
Molecule: messenger RNA, 1138 nt
Organism: Bombus impatiens (common eastern bumble bee)
Lineage: Eukaryota; Metazoa; Arthropoda; Insecta; Hymenoptera; Apidae
Product: zinc finger protein 593 homolog
Exons: 4
Coding region: 667-1098 (143 amino acids)
Molecular function (GO): zinc ion binding; nucleic acid binding
Source: RefSeq, a predicted model, not a curated record